This is a messenger RNA of Notodromas monacha, 1296 nucleotides long. The record is from the annotation of a GenBank genome assembly. Lineage: Eukaryota; Metazoa; Arthropoda; Ostracoda; Podocopida; Cyprididae.
CUCGGAAGCCAUAAAAGCCGAACACUUCGCCCCACUGUAAACGUCCCCCUGUAAACACCGUCACUACACUGCUGAAACCACUUUCCAGCUCACCGUCCAGUUCUUCCUGACCCUCUACACUAUUUCCAUACGAGAUCCUUCUACGGAGCAAACAUGCUCGAGUUACUUGGACUCUCAGUGUUUGGCACUGUUGCCUUAAAGGUGUUCAAGAAGUCAUCUCCCAAUGGGAAACUGACAGUGUAUCUCGGAAAGCGAGACUUCGUUGAUCACCUAGGACAAAUUGAUCCCAUCGACGGCGUCGUUGUCGUCGAUACGGAUUACCUACAAUCAAAAAAAGUUUUCGGACUAGUGAACACUAUAUUCAGAUAUGGACGCGAAUCAGACGAGACCAUGGGUCUCAAAUUCAGCAAAGAGAUGUGCUUGGGAUUCGGUCAAAUCCAUCCCUCAAAACAGGGAACAGCAGUCACGCCUCUUCAGGAAAAACUCAUCAAGAAAUUGGGGGCGAAUGCGUAUCCAUUCUUCUUCGAACUCCCAUCAACUUCACCGACAUCUGUGACUUUGCAACCUGGAUCCUCAGACACAGGAAAGCCUUUGGGGGUUGAAUAUGACCUAAAAACCUGGAUCGGUGACAGCAAAGAGGAGAAGCCCCAUAAAAGGUCUUCCGUUUCUAUGGCCAUUCGGAAGGUACAAUACGCGCCAGUGGAAAAAGGAAGCCGACAGCCCAGCGCCAUCGUCAGCAAAGGCUUCGCGCUGACAAAGGGAAAAAUCAAUCUGGAAGUAACCCUAGACAAAGAUUUAUACUACCACGGAGAGCGGGUCACUGCUGACGUUCGCGUGAGCAACAAUUCGAGAAAAACCGUGAAAUGCUUCAAAGUGGGCAUCAUACAACAUUGCGAGGUGACUGUGGUGAACGCUCAGUUCUCCCGGGAAGUCGCCUCGCUUCAAACCAAAGAAGGCUGCCCGAUAACCCCCGGGGCAUCCCUGAACAAGCAGUUCUUCCUCACUCCAGUCGCUGGGGAUAACAAAAAGAAGGAAGGCGUCGCUUUGGACGGUCGCAUCCGGGAUGAAGAUGCAAAUUUGGCAUCAUCGACACUUCUCCCGCCGGGGGACAACGGAAACAACGCUUACGGGAUCAUCGUUUCCUACACAUUGCGCGUGCGACUGAACUGUGGAUAUUUGGGAGGCGAAAUUGAGGCAGACCUUCCAUUCAAACUUCUGCAUCCGGCUCCAGGUAAAAUUCCGCUAAAUUAUUUCCCCGAUCCCGAAAUCCGAAAGUUUGCGGAGAUCUUGUGUGAG